AUGUCUAUGAUUAAUGAAAUGCUUGAUGGAAAGAAGCAAGAGGACCUUGAAUUUGAGAAGAGUUUGAUAACAAGGUCUCUACUGUUGGAUUUUUCUGAGAAAUCAGAGGCGUCUGAUUCUUCUGGGUGUUCCUCUGUUCUAACGUACCAAGAAGGAGAUAGUGAAGGUCGAGAGAAGUUGUUCACAGAUAAUGAUGAUGCAUCCAUUUGGUCUAUUCAAGUCAAUGCAAGGAUUUGCAAGAUCAAUGUGAACUGUGAGACAACAGUGACAAAAUUUACUGGUAAGCUCACACGGUUUGUGUACAAUAGCGAUGAUGAGCUUGAAGGAGAAGAAGAAUGUGGUGAUGGUGAAUCAGAAUCGACUGUUUCAAUGGGUAUAUUGCGCUUGAAGGGCUUGCCAACACCUGAAGGGAAGCACCUGCGUUUCCCGGAGGACUUGGAAGAAGAUUGA
This is a messenger RNA of Ilex paraguariensis (yerba mate), 450 nucleotides long. NCBI's taxonomy places the organism in Eukaryota, Viridiplantae, Streptophyta, Magnoliopsida, Aquifoliales, Aquifoliaceae. The record is from the annotation of a GenBank genome assembly.